Molecule: messenger RNA, 863 nt
Organism: Ilyonectria robusta
Lineage: Eukaryota; Fungi; Ascomycota; Sordariomycetes; Hypocreales; Nectriaceae
Product: pyridoxal phosphate-dependent transferase
Exons: 4
Coding region: 1-453 (150 amino acids)
Cellular component (GO): cytoplasm
Molecular function (GO): pyridoxal phosphate binding; L-ornithine transaminase activity; identical protein binding
Source: RefSeq, a predicted model, not a curated record
AUGGCCCCUCACGCUGAUGCCAACGAGUGGGCCAACAUCAAGCCCGAUAUCGUCACUGUCGGCAAGGCUAUCUCUAGAGGUCUGUAUCCAGUCAGAGGUGUUCUUAGCAGCAAGGAUACCAUGUUGGUUGUUGAGCCUGGCACCCACGGUUCGACCCAUGGUGGUAAUCCCUUGGGAUGUGCCGUCUCUACCCUUGCCCUGGAGGUUAUGGAAGACGAAGACUUGACAGGUAUCGAGGCUCUCAACAGCCCUAUUAUCAAGACUGUUCGAGGAAAGGGUCUACUGAAUGCCACAGUUAUGGACGAGUCCGCCGCGAAUGGGCGGACGGUUUGGGGCCUGUGCCUACUCCUCAAGAGCAAGGGUAUAUUGGCCAAACCCACUCACGGAGACAUCAUCCGAUUCGCUCCUCCGUUGGCCAUCUCGGAGGCUGGGCUGCAAAAGGCCUCAGCAUAAUUGCCGCAGCGAUCAUGGAGCCGCCAACUGACUGUUCAGAAGACUGAGAGUCACUAAACGAAACCUCGUUUUCUACUUAAGACCGCGCGGGCCCAUUGAAUGGGGCAGUAAACCGAAUAGAACAAAAUGUGGUUCCUUCAGGGACAUCACCAGGGUAGGAAGUACCUUCACAAUUAUGAUGAUGACAUCAACGACCGAAGUGCUGAGCCUAUCGUCUUAUCAAUCCGCCAUGAAUGUCUUUAUUAGAUAGAUUGGAUUUUACCACAGAACGUGAGUGGUAGAGGACUUGGAGGACGACUAGUCACGAACAUCUCUUGUGGGAGCGGGAUUAAAAAGAUGUCAAGAAAGGAUAAAUGGAGUAUAUAAACCGAAUAGGCUAUUUCUAUUGCUUCAGAAAUAUAGAUCUCUAG